GGUGUUCUGGGUAAUAUUUCAAGAUGUCAGCGCCCAUGAAGUACAUUUCAAAUUUACAUUUAAAAACAAUAAAUGCUGCUUUUCGAGCUCAAAUAACAAAGAAAAACAAAUGUAAUUUGGUUAAACGAUUACACCACUGUGAAUCUAGCCCGUCUCGACGGGGGCUGAUUGUUGGAGCUUAUGUGACGGAAGAUAAACAUGUUGAACUUACCCCAACUGCAAGGGAAAUAGAUACAAAGACUGGUGGAAAAUUAACACAACUUGUUCAAGUUUGUGGUGGAGAUCUUAAGCAAGGGGCUUGUCGUGUUCUUCAUGGAGCAGAUGACACAUACACCAGCAUCAGUCUAGUUGGACUAGGGAAGCCUCAACUGCCAGCCUAUGAUGAAGCAGAAGGAUGGAAUCCCCGAAGUGAAAAUGUCAGAUCUGCUAUAGCUGCUGGUGUAAGGUCAUUACGUGAUGUGAGUCAAAAAAUUGAGAUUGAUCCCUGUGGAAAUGCAGAAGCUGCAGCCGAAGGGGCAGUUCUGUCUCUCUUCAAUUAUGACCGUCAUAAAUCUGAGAAGAAACCACUUCCUGAAAUUGAAUGCCAUUCAACUGAUCGUUCAGCAGUACAGGGUUGGAAAACUGGGAGAAUUCUUGCUGAGGGUCAAAACUUUGCAAGGUCGCUAAUGGAGACGCCAUCUAAUCAUCUUACACCACUGAAGUUUGCUGAAACUAUUCAGGAACAAAUAGGAAAUAUAAAAGGGGUUGAGAUUACACCCAGGAAUGCAGAGUGGGCAAAAGAACGGAAUAUGGGGUGCUUUCUGGCUGUUGGGCAAGGAUCACAAGAGGAGUCUGUAUUCCUUGAAGUCUCAUAUACUGGGAGUGACGAUUCAUCUGCCCCUCUUGCCCUUGUAGGAAAGGGUAUCACAUUUGACACAGGAGGCAUUUCUAUCAAACCCUCAGCAGGAAUGGAGGCCAUGAGAGCAGACAUGGGAGGAGCUGCUUGUGUCGCAGGGACUCUUCUCUCUAUAUCUCAAUUGCAGCUACCUAUUAAUGUUAAAUGUGUUAUGCCACUAGCAGAAAAUAUGCCUAGUGGUUCUGCUAUUAAGCCUGGUGAUGUAGUGACAGCAAGCAAUGGAAAAACUGUUCAGAUAGACAAUACAGAUGCUGAGGGAAGACUGGUCCUGGCAGAUGCUCUGUGUUAUGUACAAUCCACAUAUUCUCCUAGGCUUAUCCUGGAUAUGGCCACUUUAACAGGUGCAAUAGAUGUCGCCUUGGGCAGUGCUGCCACAGGUGUGUUUACCAACUCUUCUCCCAUGUGGGAUCUCUUACAUAAGGCUGGUGCCAAGACUGGAGACAGAAUGUGGCGAAUGCCUCUAUACAAGCACUACAGUAAGCAAGUCACUGAGUGCCAUCUGGCUGAUGUGCAUAACAUUGGCAAGUACAGCAGGGCUGGUGGAUCAUGUACAGCGGCAGCAUUUCUCAGGGAAUUUGUGACAAAUGACCAAUGGCUGCAUCUUGAUAUCGCAGGUGUCAUGGAAAAUAAGGAUGAAGUUACCUACCUCAGCAAGGGAAUGGCAGGUCGGCCAACACGGACUAUUGUGGAAUUCAUCAGAUUAUUAGCACAAUCCAAACAAACCUAAAAGAUAGGCAUGUUCAUGCUUUCAUAUAAUAAAAAAUGGUUUGCCGAAGUUUAUAUGUAUUUGUGAUCAUUAAAUGAUGGCCUUGGCCUUGUGAGUGCAGAGCAGUGGACACAAAGUUGAUACUCCCUAUGCCAAGAAUUGUCUGAAAACUUGAGUGUAUUUAUCCAGGCGAGACAUCUUAGGGUUAUCUCACAUGGAACAGUACAAGAAAGCAUUAAAAUCUCAUUUGAAAUUAUAUUUUCUCCUGCCUCCACCUGUACCUUUAGCUUGUAUUCGUGAAUGCUACUGCGUUGAUAGCAAUUUGAUGGCAAACUCAUUUA
This is a messenger RNA of Owenia fusiformis, 1942 nucleotides long. Lineage: Eukaryota; Metazoa; Annelida; Polychaeta; Sabellida; Oweniidae. The record is from the annotation of a GenBank genome assembly.